AUGGGUGAAAGGAGAGGAAAGAAGGAGGAAAGAAGAAAGGAGAAAGGAGAAAGGAGAAAGGGAGGGUGGGUGUAGCUGAACGACUGACUGGUUGACUGACUAACGACGGAGCGACGACAAAUGAACAAGACAAGGCAGGGCAGGGGGAUAGCGCAAAAUGCCUAUGAAUUUCUUUAGCUGUUACAAACGAUGUGGUGCCGCAUGCAAUUGCCUCAAGUACUCCAAUGCCAGGCCACGCUGAGCAGUUCAGUCCAACCCAAUCAAACACCGUGCCGAACAGGACAGGACAGGACAGGACAGAACCGACAACCCUCACAGCCAGCGCCACGCACACGCCUAUCCAAAACCAAAACCAAGCACCCACGAAGCCUCUGGCCCUUACACGCUCCCCGCCUAACACGUUCCCCCGCUACCCCAACCCCAGUGCACUACUCCCACUGCCAAAGACCAAAGAAGCCAGGGGUGCAGUACCUGACUUCGACUCCAACCCAGCCACAACCACCGAGAACGGCACAGCCGGACGCGGCACGCACGCCCGCGCGCUGAAAACCGUCUACGAGGGAGAGAGAGGAGAGGGAAGACGCAAAGAGGACACGAAAGGGAAAAGGAAAAGGAAAACGACAGAAGCGCGCAGCCAGAGUGAUUAGUAGAAGAGGCAGCGACGCCCAGGACCGCGUCUUCUUGAUGGGUAUGUAGGAGCUAUGAACCGUACCGUACCGUAGCGUAUUAUAGCGCUGCACAUCCGCCGUACAUAUCGUGCUUCACACCGCACACGCGCCUACCACGCAGCA
Messenger RNA from Aplosporella prunicola CBS 121167, 791 nucleotides. RefSeq lists its product as uncharacterized. NCBI's taxonomy places the organism in Eukaryota, Fungi, Ascomycota, Dothideomycetes, Botryosphaeriales, Aplosporellaceae. The transcript has a single exon. Bases 225 to 647 code for a protein of 140 amino acids. The record is from RefSeq and is a predicted model, not a curated record.